CGUCACAGUAUCCACGGCAUGAUGGAGGAGGAGAACACUAUCAGGCCGCAUCAAGAGAUCAGGCAACUGACGCUCGAGGAGAAGAAGUUCCUGUUGGCUGUGGAGAGGGGCGACAUGGCAGGCACUCGCAGAAUGCUACAAAAGGCGCAGGAUACGGAGUAUAUCAAUGUUAACUGCGUGGAUCCGUUGGGACGUACUGCAUUGCUAAUGGCCAUUGACAACGAGAAUCUAGAGAUGGUUGAGCUGUUGAUUAACUACAAUGUGGACACGAAAGAUGCACUGCUGCAUUCCAUCUCUGAGGAAUUUGUUGAAGCUGUAGAGGUUCUGCUAGACCACGAAAACGUCACCUUUCACAGCGAGGGCAACCAUAGUUGGGAGUCCGCUUCGGAGGAUACUUCGACCUUCACGCCAGAUAUUACUCCCCUAAUCCUGGCGGCACACCGUGACAACUAUGAGAUCAUCAAGAUCCUUUUGGAUCGGGGUGCCGUUCUGCCCAUGCCCCACGAUGUGAGAUGUGGCUGUGAUGAGUGCGUCCAGUCUCGGCAGGAGGAUUCCCUCAGGCAUUCGAGAUCCCGCAUCAAUGCCUAUCGGGCUUUGGCCAGCCCUAGUUUGAUAGCACUCUCCUCCAAGGAUCCCAUCCUCACGGCCUUCGAGCUGUCCUGGGAGCUGCGCCGGCUCAGCUUUCUUGAGCACGAAUUUAAGAAUGAGUACCAGGAGCUGCGAAAGCAGUGCCAGGACUUUGCCACCGCCCUGCUCGACCACACUCGCACCUCCCACGAGCUGGAGAUCCUGCUCAACCAUGAUCCCACCGGUCCCGUUUACGAGCACGGCGAACGGAUGCAUUUAAACCGCCUAAAGCUGGCCAUCAAACUGCGACAGAAAAAGUUCGUGGCCCACUCGAAUGUGCAGCAGUUGCUAGCGAGCAUUUGGUACGAAGGAUUGCCUGGUUUCCGAAGGAAGAACAUGGCAUUGCAGGCUGUGGACAUUAUUCGGAUCGGCAUCAUGUUCCCUAUCUUUUCCUUGGCCUACAUCCUGGCACCCUAUUCCAACAUUGGCCAAACCAUGCGCAAACCCUUUAUCAAGUUCAUCUGCCACAGCGCCUCCUACUUUACCUUUUUGUUUCUUUUGAUGCUGGCUUCUCAAAGGAUAGAGACCUUUAUUGGCGGCUGGUUCUUUGCCGACUCCUCGGGAAUGCUCAACAGGGUGGAGGAGCUGCCCACGAAGCGUGGAGCCAAGCCCACCUUUAUAGAGUGGCUAAUUCUGGCCUGGGUCAGUGGUCUCAUCUGGAGCGAGGUGAAACAGCUGUGGGAUGUUGGUCUGCAGGAGUAUCUCAACGAUAUGUGGAAUGUUAUCGACUUUGUCACGAACUCCUUAUAUGUGGCGACGGUAGCUUUGCGCGUCGUAUCUUUUUUUCAGGUUCAAAAAGAGAUGAUAUACAACUCACAUGCUACAGAUCUGCCUAGGGAGCGAUGGGAUGCCUGGGAUCCGAUGUUGAUAUCGGAGGGCCUAUUCAGUGCGGCGAACAUUUUCAGUAGCCUCAAGCUGGUUUAUAUAUUUUCGGUGAAUCCGCAUCUGGGGCCACUGCAGGUGUCGCUGUCCCGGAUGGUGAUGGACAUCAUGAAAUUCUUCUUUUUAUAUGUCCUGGUCCUUUUUGCCUUUGGCAGUGGUCUUAACCAGCUGCUCUGGUACUAUGCUGAUUUGGAAAAGAAGCGUUGUCCUGAGGUUUCUCCCAUGAGUGCACUAUUAAACAUGAAUGGAACUAAUGAUCCGAAUGCAUGCAUUGUGUGGCGUAGGUUCUCCAAUUUAUUUGAGACCACACAAACCCUUUUUUGGGCAGUCUUUGGCCUGAUAGAUUUGGACAGCUUUGAGUUGGAUGGCAUCAAGAUAUUCACAAGAUUCUGGGGCAUGCUCAUGUUUGGAACUUACUCGGUUAUUAAUAUUGUAGUGCUGCUUAAUCUGCUCAUUGCCAUGAUGAAUCAUUCGUAUCAACUGAUUUCGGAACGUGCUGAUGUUGAAUGGAAAUUUGCUCGCUCAAAACUUUGGAUAAGUUACUUUGAGGAGGGCGGAACCUGUCCACCGCCAUUCAACAUUAUACCCACUCCAAAGUCCAUUUGGUAUGCGAUCAAGUGGAUGCGCCGCGUCUUUUGCAGCGGAUCCUCUGCCGCGCGACGGGAACAUCUCAAGACAAUAAGACGAAAGGCUCAGCAGGCCAGCGACCGGGACUUUAAGUACCAGCAGAUUAUGCGGAAUCUGGUCAGGCGAUAUGUAACCGUAGAGCAACGGAAGGCCGAAUCCCAGGGUGUCACCGAGGACGAUGUGAACGAGAUUAAGCAGGAUAUUUCCGCCUUCCGGUGUGAGCUGGUGGAAAUACUCAAGAACAGCGGAAUGGACACAAAUGUGACGGCUGGUCAGGGAGGAGGAGGUGGUGGAAAGAAAAACCGACAGAAGGAGCGCCGCCUAAUGAAGGGUUUCAAUAUCGCACCACCUGGCUCUACCGGAUCAUUGGCUCCUGUGGCCGAGUUCUCCACCUCGUUGGAUAACUAUGACAACCAGCAUGAGAUCCUCAGUUCCACACUAUCCACCCUCUUCACGCCGAACUUCAUGCACAAGCGUCAGCAGAGUCAAGUCGGAUCGGGUGGUGGAUCGGAGUCACCGACCACGCCCACAAAUGGUCAGGGAAAUCAGGGGGCGACAAUAGCCACUAGUAGCCAGGUCACCAAGUACAACAAGUCCGCUCUUAAGCCGUACAAUAAACGGAUUGCGGGACACAAAAAAAGAUGGGGAACCCUAAUAGAAGCCGCGAAGGUAGGCAACGUUAGCAAAAUGCUUGGUCGUUCAAAGUCUGAGGAUUCUGUCUGCAACUCCUCACAUACAUCCACACCAGUUCAUGGUCAAAUGCGGGUUACCUAUGCCCAGAAUUCUCCCCAGCAGGGAUAUGGAUACCAUGGAGAGACCAGUUCCACGACCACAUCCACACCGACUCCGACGAUUUCGGUAGUCAGUAAUUCGCCAGCAGCCCACGUGGGUGUCGGGUCGCAUUUCUUUCACACGACAAGCGGUCUCACUGCCAUUGCCGCCCUAAAACGCAAACGCAAAAAGUUCUCAUCUAGUAAGAACAUUUGCCCAGUUACCGAAUCUGUGGCAGCAGCGAAUGCUGCUGAGAUUUUAAAUGAUAAGACACUGAAACGCGUGUCUAGCUAUCCGGCAGCCGAGGCCGGAGUACAGCACAAGGAUCCGGCUCAGUUGGUCAAGCCUCGCCGGCAUGAGCAAACCCAGAGCCAACACGAUUCGGUGGAGACCAACUCGACCUUCACGCUGUCCAUCGAUCCAUCCAACACGUCUGUGAACUCUAGGGAACCGCUGAUCAGUACUAGUUGCGUUUCGAACGCGGGAGCUAUUGGCUGAAGGAAUUUUCAGAAGAUAUAGGAUGCCAGAAAUACCAAAGAUUAUGCCAAGAAACUGAAGGCAAGUCGUCGAGGGCCGGAGAUAACAAAGAUAAAGCAGCUAAACUUAUUAGAUGGCACACCUGAAGCAUAUACUUAGAUACUAUAUAUACAGAUACACAUUGUUGACAUUUUUGAUAUGAACGACAUAAUGAGUGUGAAGCUAAACUAACUAAGGAAGCUAUACUUAAACGAACACAGCCUAGAUUCUAAAUUACCUCACCAUGUUAUGAUAUAGAGACCAUUCAGAGAAAUAGCACACAUCACUCAAUAACUGUUAAUCAAUACUGGAAACUCAGAAAUAACUACUAUUUUGCACAACUGAAAUGAUAUAUCCUGUACCUUAACCAAAUCUAUCAACAUCACCCUUCACAACUUACUAUCAAGUCCUUAUAAAGAUGAAUAAUGAAGCUAUUUUCGGCAAGCCGAAGCUUAUAUAACAGGGCAGUUAUGAACCAAAAUUACAAUAGGAUAUAGUCGUCCGAUUUUUAUACAGCUCAGAAUGUACUUGUAUGACUCAAAUAAAACACUGUGGUAAAAGCUUCUUUGCAUCACAAUGAACUCCUCCUAAACCUGAACCAUAAAGCACACAUAUCAUGCAAUCGCUUUAUAGAGAAACCUUUUACACCAAAAACAAAGUACCAAUUCAAAGUCGAGUUGGAAAUAUGUAGAUCCAAUAAAGUCCUUUACCAAAUGCAUAUACAAAUACGAAUACUAAACUAUCCCAUAUCGAUGUUGAACGUUGCCUUAGCAUGAAACAUAUUUUUUAUACACAUAAGUUUUGGAUGAACAUUGAAUUACUGAAACGUACUGUACCCGCAAUGAGGGAAGCGCUGUGUAUUUGUUGAUUUGAGAGAAAGGAUUUUGAAACCAAGGAUUUGUUGUUGUUCCAGCAAGCAAGCUAGUAAGCCGAAAAUCAAAGCAAAGCAAAAGCAAAUGCAAAGAAAAAACAAAAAGUAAAUAAAUCAAAAGAUCAAUUUUAUACACCGAUUUUAACCAACACAACAAACAAUAAUCGAAUCGCAUACUACUAAUGUGUUUGGAUUUUAUGGGUAUAAAUAUCUGGUCUAAGAUGUGCAUAUCCAUAGCCUGCACACACGACGAUUUUAGCAUAUAAAUAAUAUAAACAUAUAUAGAAUACAAAUAUUAAUAAUCGAAAUUUUUAGAUGAUUUUUGCGUUAAAGUAGACAAAUACUCACACAAAUACACGAAUAAUAUACGGAAUAUCAACGAAAACAAUAACAAGGAAUGUCAUAUAGCAUUUUAUAUAAAUACUUUCUUUUGGAAUAGCAGAACUAUGUUUCACGAUGGCAAGAAAUAUCCUUGCAGCGGCCCAGAAGAAAAAAACUAAGAAGGCAAACGAAUUACCAAAUACAAUGUUAGAAUAAUAUAAAAAUUGUUAUUUGCACGGAAACAAAAACUAAUAAAAACUAUAACGAAGCGUGUGCAAAAGCGAG
This is a messenger RNA of Drosophila eugracilis, 4900 nucleotides long. RefSeq names its product transient receptor potential-gamma protein (gene Trpgamma). The transcript is spliced from 14 exons. Gene Ontology annotation, molecular function: protein binding; store-operated calcium channel activity; inositol 1,4,5 trisphosphate binding. Lineage: Eukaryota; Metazoa; Arthropoda; Insecta; Diptera; Drosophilidae. Gene Ontology annotation, biological process: manganese ion transport; regulation of cytosolic calcium ion concentration; calcium ion transmembrane transport. Bases 19 to 3405 code for a protein of 1128 amino acids. Gene Ontology annotation, cellular component: membrane; cation channel complex. The record is from RefSeq and is a predicted model, not a curated record.